GCUGAAGAAUAUAAAAUGAAUUUCAAUCAAGAUUUUACCUCCGUGUCGGUUCUGACAAGCAACUCUUUCCGUUUAUUUGCAAUUAGUGCUGGUAAUAAAAUUGAUGAGAUUUUUUCAACGGAAAAUUCGGAAAAUAUACGAAUAGUUGAGCGUUUGUUUAAUAGUUCACUGGUUGUGCUGGUUACUGAUUUAAAACCCAAAUCUCUAAGAAUGUUGCAUUUCAAAAAGAAACAAGAGAUAUGCAAUUGCUCUUAUCCCUCCGAUAUACUUUGUAUACGUAUGAAUCGUUGCCGUUUGGUGGUGUGUUUGGCCAAAGAUAUACAUAUCCACGAUAUACGUAAUAUGAAGGUUUUGAAUUCCAUUAAAAAUAUUCCGCCAAAUGAAUUGGGCUUGUGCUCGCUAUCGUUAAACUCCCAUUUAGCGUUUCCUAUUAGCACAUCGACUGGAGAACUACGCAUUUUUAAUGUCAAUAAAAUGAAAACUGGUUUAAUAAUAAAAGCUCAUGAUAGUGUGUUGUCGGCCUUAAGUUUCUCCCCGAACGGCAGUUUGCUGGCGACAGCUUCAGAGCGUGGAACAGUGAUACGAGUAUUUUGCGUGAAAAAUGGUCAACGGAUUCAGGAAUUUAGAAGAGGGGUGAAACGUUGCGUGCGUAUAGCAUCGCUAGUGUUCUCAAACAAUGGUGAAUAUUUGUGUGCCUCUUCGAACACAGAAACGGUGCAUAUCUUUAAGGUGGACUCGAAAGCGAUAGAGCUGGCUGAAGCGAAACCUAAAAGUGAUCAUGAAGACUCCAAACUGGCUGAAGAAAAUGAUAGCCAGGAUAGUAAUAGUGUUCCGAAUUCUUUACAAUUUGCCACUCAAAACGCUCCCACCCCUAGUACCUGCGGUAGCCAGUCUUGGUUAAUGAGUGGCUACCUAACAAAAGCUGUGACGUCGUACCUGCUGCCCUCUCAACUUGGUGAUAUCUUAGCUCAAGAUCGGGCUUUCGCCACUGCCGUCUUAGCUCAGCCGGGCCUUAAACAUGCCUGCGGCUUGGCACGAAUACAAAAAGAACCACGCUUGCUGAUAGCUUCUGAAGAUGGUUUCCUAUAUAUUUAUGAUUUCAAUACCGAAAAAGGUGGCACUUGUAAACUAUUGCAUGUACAUGAUCUACGUGGGACUUUAGAAGGAGUAAUUGAACUUAAUAUAGAUAAGUGCUGUGGAUUAGGAAGCUCUACACCUACUUCACUUCCACCAAGUCCACAAGCUGAAUAUUCCAAGGAGUUAAAAUUCGAUACUGCAGAGGAUGUUACAGUUAUAAUAGAAAAUUCUGAAAUUGUACCAGAUAACUCGUACGCCAGCAUUGUUAAAGGUGAUCAAACGAUAACAGCUUUGACAGAAUCCGCAAAAUUUCGUAACCUAUGUGAUGCAAUCGACACGCCCAGUAAACUAUUUGAUGAGCUUCAAUUUCCGCCGGUUGCCAUAGCUGCCAAAGAAUGACAAAAUAUGAACGAGAAGUAAAAUAAAUAUUACUUUAAACGAUUAGUUAAAUUUUUGUAUAAAACAAAACAGAAAUUGAAAGGAAAAAGAAAUUUCCAUAUAUUAUUUUAAAGAGCAUUUAACUUUUACUGAAUAUCCAAAAUAGUUUAAUUUUAAUUUUAUUCAAUGCUAAAAUAUUUAUAAUAGUUAUAAUUUUUCUUUUCAUGUCAAGAAGUAUAGCACACACACACUAAUGACUAAUGAUUUAUUUAAAUUCAUUUUAAUUAAAAACACUAUACACAUACAGUUAUUUAUAAAACAACCUUUUUAAAAUAAGCCGUUAUAUGGAAAGUGGUCGGGAAAGCAGUCCAAUCCGAACCAUUUUCAAUAGCGUUCCUUUUUGCGUCGAAACAUGUCUGUGUAAUAAAUUUCAUUAAAAUACCUGAAAAAUUGCGGUCUGUAGAUUGAAUAAAUGAAAAAAAGAAGACGGACAGAUGGAGAGACAAGCUUCAAUCGAAUUAUAAAACGAUUCUGGAUUGGACAGUAUAAUAAAACGUGAGUUUAUCGCGAGCCCUCCUGAAUGUUGCAUGCAUCCUCACGGUUUAGGGUACAUAUGUAGGAUAUCUAAAGCCCUUAGCACGCUUGUGGGGAUUUUUGAUUAAGCACUGAUCAUAUUUACAUAUACUGUCAUCAUCAUUGUAAUCACAUUCCUUAGUUUUCUCAAAUUCGUUUAACAUAGACAAUCAUUUUAAUAUUACCUUUCUAAUGAUCAGAGAAGAUAUAUAAAUAUAAAUAUAAAAAUAAAUAUAAAUAUAUAAAUGUGAAUA
Molecule: messenger RNA, 2282 nt
Organism: Glossina fuscipes
Lineage: Eukaryota; Metazoa; Arthropoda; Insecta; Diptera; Glossinidae
Product: WD repeat domain phosphoinositide-interacting protein 1
Exons: 5
Coding region: 16-1476 (486 amino acids)
Biological process (GO): protein lipidation; nucleophagy; protein localization to phagophore assembly site
Cellular component (GO): cytosol; extrinsic component of membrane; phagophore assembly site membrane
Molecular function (GO): phosphatidylinositol-3,5-bisphosphate binding; phosphatidylinositol-3-phosphate binding; protein binding
Source: RefSeq, a predicted model, not a curated record